CGCGUGUGUGGUUUAUUUCUCAUGCGUUACCCAGGAGUAGCAUAUAUUAUUUCACACAUCUAGUCUAUUUCAGAUUGACAUUGAAACUAUAUUGACAGGCACCGAUUUGAUAAGAAGCCGUUCGAAUUUUGUUUAUUCUUUUAUAAGUGGUAGCACACCAAUCAUGUACUGAUCAUGGAAGCAUAUGCCAAAAUAGGAUAGUCUAAAUAACAGACUCAGUAACUUCGUUAGCAAGAGUGUUAUUUUCUGGAAAGGAUUUAAAAAUAAAACCAUGUCUUCCGAAGAAAAUGUACAAAGUUCUAAGACCCGCGAUGUACUAGCCAUCGCAGUGUCAGCGUUAUUUGCAGUUAUCUUUUUCAUUUCGGGCUUUUUUUUGCACAAACACGAAGUAACACGACUUAUUCUGGAUGAUCGAUUGAAAAUGCGUGAAUUCAUGCCUCAUUUUAGAUGGUGGAAAAAUACAUCUGACGUAUUGGUCACAUGUAAAAUCUAUGUCUUCUCUGUUACAAAUGAACAACGGUGGAUGGAGGGAUUAGAGGACCGCCUCAAUUUCGAAGAAGUUGGUCCGAUUACGUAUCGUGAAACACUCGAUCACCUAGACAUCAUAUUCCAUGCAAACAAUUCAACAAUGUCCUACAAUUCCCAUCGGCAGCUGGUUUUUAUGCCUGAGCUUAAUGUGGAUGGAAUUCUGAAUAAAACAAUAACUGUGCCAAAUAUUGCAGUCCUAGGAAUGGCAGCUAAAUUGCAGAACUCCAGUUCUUUUGUGAAAUGGGGUUAUAGGCUGAUACUAUCGAGCUCUGGAGAUAAUGUUUUCAUAAACACAACGAUUUAUAAUUAUCUAUGGAACUUAACCAGCCCAAUUAUGAAAUCUGCUCGAAAAAUUGUGCCUUUUAUGGUUCCUUUAGAAAAUAUCGGCGUGCUGAGUGUGAUGUAUCAAAACUAUAAUGAUCGUGUGAACAUCCGCCAUGGAAAGUUAUAUGGGAACGAGCAAUUCUUCAUGAUCAAUACAUACAGAAAUCGUCCAACAGUACCUGGCUUUAUUCCAGAAAACGGCGAUUGUUUCGCAUCAAUAUUGAAUGCAUCAGAAGGAGCUUCUUAUCAACAGAACCUAAACGAGAAUUCUGUGCUUAUUUACUGGCGACGAACGUUGUGUCGUGCGGUUCCACUGUAUUUUGAUAAGAAAGUGCAUCGCGGGCCAUUGGUCGGAUAUAAAUUUGUAUUACCAGAUGACUCCUAUGAUCGUUUACCAAAUACUUCAGCAGAUUGUUACAAAGGCCAAAGUGAUUCAUUAGAAAAUGGCAUGACCGAUAUGUCAAAGUGUCUAUUAGAUUUUCCAGUAGCAGCGACUAGCCCACACUAUUUUGCUCGAAAUCUAUCGAGGGCACAGAAAAUAUCGGGAAUGAUGCCUGAUAGAGACAAACAUUACAGUUAUAUAAUUGCUGACCCCUCCUUUGGCAUUCCACUCGACCAGUGUGCAAGGACUCAAAGCAAUUUGGUAUUGCCAAGAGUUAAUGGUUUCUCCGACGAAAUAAUGAAAUUUAGUGGGAUGAUCCUGCCUAUGUUUUGGAUUGAAUAUCACCAAAGCGAACUGCCCGAGUACAUUGUUAAAUCACUGCAAAUAUUUUACGUUAUCAAAUCAGCUCAACCGUAUUUACCGUACUUCUUUUACAUUAUGUUCACCGUGUUUUUUAUAACAGGCAUCCGUAAGGCACAACUAUACGACAUUCGUAUGAUCGAGAAUCCGCCUGCGCCUCUAAUACCCGGUCUCAAUCCAAACAGCAUUUGUUCAAACAAUAAUAAUAAUAGCGCAGAUAUUAUGGAGAAUAGCUUUAAUAUAAUUAACAAUACUGAUAAUAUUAAUAAUAAUAGCAUCAAUAAUUAUAUCCUCACAAAGAAUUGA
Sabethes cyaneus is the source of this 1900-nucleotide messenger RNA. RefSeq names its product scavenger receptor class B member 1-like. NCBI's taxonomy places the organism in Eukaryota, Metazoa, Arthropoda, Insecta, Diptera, Culicidae. Gene Ontology annotation, cellular component: membrane; cytoplasm. The record is from RefSeq and is a predicted model, not a curated record. Bases 272 to 1900 code for a protein of 542 amino acids. The transcript is spliced from 8 exons. Gene Ontology annotation, molecular function: scavenger receptor activity.